CCUCUCUCUCUCUCUCACUUCUGCCUCAUUCCUUUCUCUCUCUAAAACCCUCUCUGCAAGGCUCCAACCAACCCCCCCUCUCUUUGUAUACGGAUCACCCGCACACCUGUCUCCAGUUCUUUGGUCGAUUUCACUUCCAUUUUAGCACUUUUCUUCAUUCUGAAGCUUCGCUGAAGAUUUUUUUUAUUUUUUUUUGGUUUCAUAAGUGCUUCGAUGAAGAUUUGCUUCAAUUAGAAUUGUAGAUUCUCGAGAUUUUUCUAUUUUUGUUGCUCGUUACAUCUUUCUCUAUUGCUUUGUUUAGGGUUUAUGCGAGUUUAGUUUUGGUACUUGUAAGCUUCGAUGUCGUCGCCUUCAUCGACGAAGGUUUGCUUCAAUUCGAACUGCAAAGAGUUGUUGGUGCAGUCCAGAAAAGGUUGGCGCCGACGCACCGGCGAGUUCGCCGACCUCUGUGAACGUUGCGCUUCUGUUUAUGAGGAGGGGAGAUUCUGUGAGACUUUUCAUGUGAAUGCUUCUGGUUGGAGGUCUUGCGAGUCUUGUGGGAAGCAAAUACAUUGUGGAUGUAUAGUUUCAUUCCACAUGUUUGUACUAUUGGAUGCUGGAGGAAUUGAGUGCAUUACAUGUGCGAGGAAAAGUUUCAUUUUGACGCCAAAUCCUGCAUGGCCGCCACCAUCUUUACUUCCUCUACAGCCUGAAAGAAUUAAAGAUCUGUCUGUCAAAAAUUGGAAUCCAUUAGCUGGAUCAGGCCCACUACCAUGGCGGCAAGCACCCAGUUUGUUCAAUGGUUCAACUACUCAGUCUGAGUUGCAGCCUAGGAUGCCCUUUGAAGUUGAAAUUUCAGGUGGCAUUGAUAAACUUCGUAUUAGUGAGCAUUUAUCUGCUUCGUGGGAGAAUAAGAAAAAAGAGGAAUCCCAUGGAAGAUUAUUGAACGGAAGCCUGAAGAGUGGUGUGCCAGAGAUACCAGAGAAUGGAAAUACUGGAAUCAACUGUGAUGGGCAAUAUAAUCCUUGUGUACAUGUUUCUCAGCAGUCCUUCUCAUCAAAAGAUGAGCCUUCUCCAAAUUUUAGUUUGGCUCUACCUUCUGAAUCCAAAAAUGAAAUGAACGACCAAACCAAGGUUUCUGGGAUUCACGUACAACGAAUUACCCCUCCUCCAGUUGGAAAACAAUUCUGUGGCCAUAAUGGUUUGGACUCAUCUGCUGAAGCUCCAAUGCGCAAUGGAAGACCCCGAGGAGAUUCCCGGGGACGAAACCAGUUACUUCCUCGGUAUAGGCCCAGGAUAACUGAUCAGGAGCUACAACAAAUAUCUGGAGAUUCGAACUCGGUAAUUACUCCUUUGUUCGAGAAGAUGUUAAGUGCUAGUGAUGCUGGGCGGAUAGGGCGUUUAGUGCUGCCAAAAAAAUGUGCAGAGGCCUAUUUUCCCCCUAUUUCUCAACCUGAAGGAUUGCCACUCAAAGUACAAGAUCUAAAAGGCCGGGAAUGGGUAUUUCAAUUCCGCUUCUGGCCCAAUAAUAACAGCAGAAUGUAUGUUUUAGAAGGGGUAACUCCUUGUAUACAGUCCAUGCAAUUGCAAGCUGGAGAUAUAGUGACAUUUAGUAGGGUAGAGCCUGAAGGAAAGUUGGUCAUGGGAUGCAGAAAGGCUUCCACUGCUCCUUCAUCAGAUCAGGGCAAUGAUGCUGUCAAUAUUGGUAAUGGGGUUUCUACCCUUGGAGAUGUUAGUGCUGCUAAGUCGGCAGAUCCGGCCAUUACUUUAUCCGAACUUGACAAGUCCGGAUACAUAGCGAAGGAAGUACUUGAGGCCAAGCCUUGCUCCCGUGUUAAGAGGAAAAACAGUACCUUGAUUUCAAAGGGUAAACGCCUAAGAAUUGAAAACGGGGGCAUGAUAGAGCUAAAGCUGACAAUGGAACAAGCUCAAGGAUUGAUCCGUCCAUCACCCAACCAUGUCCCUGCUAUUGUUGUAAUUGAAGAAUAUGAAUUUGAGGAAUAUGAGCAGGAUGCACCAGUUAUUGGGAUGCCUACAAUCCCUGCAACAGAUAAUACAGGUGAAAACAUCCAAUGGACUCAGUGCGAAGACUGUUUUAAGUGGCGCAAAGUGCCUGCCAGUGCUCUUCUUCCCUCAAGGUGGACCUGUUCUGGGAACUCGUGGGAUCCAGACAGAUCUGUGUGUGCCGUGGCUCAGGAAUUAACAUCUGAACAGCUUCAAGAUCUGCUACCCACGAGUAAUAAGGCUGCUUCUAAGAAAAUGAAGGCUGCUAAACAGGAUACAGAUUCAGUUGGCCCUUUGGAGGGGCUUGACACGCUUGCCAACCUUGCUAUCCAGGAAGAGGGAGAGGCCCUCCCAUCAUCAUCACAGGCCACAACAAAGCACCCACGCCACAGAGCUGGCUGUUCGUGCAUUGUCUGCAUUCAGCCCCCAAGCGGCAAGGGCCAUAAGCACAAGCAAUCAUGCAAUUGCAACGUAUGUGCAACAGUGAAGCGCCGUUUUCAUACCCUUUUGUUGAAACGUGGGAAGAAACAAUCAGAGAAGGAAGCAGAAACUGCACGUCAAAAGCUGCAGCAGGAACAGUUGCCCGAACAACUGCUGGAUGAUGACAUCCAGCAUUGUAAUGAGACAAGCAAUACUACCCCGAACCAUGAAAUAGGGAGCAGUGAGGGUUCUGAGAAUGACCCAACUGUGAGAAAAAACUCCAUUUCACCUUUUAAAGGUCAAAUUGACCUCAAUAUCCAACCGGAACGGGAGGAAGAGUUGUCACCUAGUUCAGAUUCUGGUGGUGUCAUGAGGUUGCUCCAAGAUGCCACGGAGAGGUAUCACAGGCAACAGAGGUUGUCAAACUCUAUUAGUAACGUGAAUUCAGUUGGCAAUCAGACACAGCAGGAUGGAAUUGGAGGGGCAAAUUUCAGCAACAAUAUUGCCUUUGACAGCAAUCAUCAGAAAACUGAAGCAAACCAUCAUAUGACUUUAACUAUGAACGCACCCGGAUCCACACCAACCACUGAUAGAUAAGAGGUACUUUUUUAUUCUAUGGCAUAGUGUAUAUCCUUGGAGCAGGUCUGGUGUGAUGACGGCGGAAAUAGCUUUGUUGUACAUUGAGACGGUUUGGCAUCAUCCUUCUUCAUAUAUGUACAUAAAGAGAUAGUUUUGCUGAUCUCUAUGCUGUAUUGCGAAAAAAUGAUAAUUCAACUUGAGUGGGUGGUGGGUCGAAGCUAGUUCUUUUUCAUCGUCGGAGCUCACCUUUCUGCCCAAUCGAUGAACUAGGUAGGAUGUAAUUAAGAUUACAUAUAUGUUUAUCUUUUCUUUAAGUAAUAGAACUCCCAGCAGGUUGUUUUUUACGCCAAACCUUGGUGUAUGCAAAUCUGUUUUGAAGCUGGAUCGAAGUCUGGUCGGGUGGUCCUGUUCUUGCUUGUGAUGAUUUUAAGUAUAUACAAGCUUAGACAUUAAUUUCUUGCUGUUCCAACAUGUGAAUUGUGGGUUUAUAGAGUGAUUGAAUUGCUGCAU
Molecule: messenger RNA, 3492 nt
Organism: Ilex paraguariensis (yerba mate)
Lineage: Eukaryota; Viridiplantae; Streptophyta; Magnoliopsida; Aquifoliales; Aquifoliaceae
Source: the annotation of a GenBank genome assembly